UUGUGCAAGAAAAGUGUGAAAUCAAUCAGUUUAACGCCUGCUGGAGAGACUCACCAGAACACGUGAUGUCAGUCAGAAUGGCUCUGCCCCUUCCUCUAGUGUUUCUGCUCAUGAUUCACGGGGUUUCUAGUGCUGGUUGGGGUGUGAGUUACAGUCCUUCACACAUCUGUGCACUAAAGGACUCAUCAGUGAUAAUGAACUGCACUUAUACAUACCCUAUUGGAUAUAAGAUUGAGAAAGUGUUCUGGACAAAAGAAUUUAUAAAGAGUGAAGAGCCUCCAGAUCUGUCUGAGGACCCUGAAUACAGUCAGAGGCUUCAGUAUCUGGGAGAUGAACAGCAGAACUGCACCAUCAGACUGAGUCAUGUGACACUGAAGGAUUCACGCAUGUACUAUUUCAGAUUCAUCACUAAUAUAACAGGAGGAAAAUGGAUUGGUGAUCCAGGAGUGACUCUUGCUGUCACAGAUCUUCAGGUGGAGUCUCCUGAGAGAGUGACAGAGGGAGAUUCAGUCCGUCUGACAUGUAAAAGCAGCUGCACUCUGACUGACAGAGCAACAUUCAUCUGGUACAGAAACUCACAGCCAUUAACUGAGAGAAGAGACAGAAACAAUGAACUCCUGCUGCAGUCAGUCAGAAGAGAGGAUGCAGGCAGAUAUAGCUGUGCUGUACACGGACACAAUCACAUCUCUCCUGCUGUUCAGCUCAAUGUCAUGUAUCCUCCAAAGAACGUCUCAGUGUCCAUCAGUCCAUCUGCUGAAAUAGUGUCAGGAGAUUCAGUGACUCUGAUCUGCAGCAGUGAUUCAAACCCUCCUGCUCUGAACUUCAGCUGGUUUAAAGGAGGAACGUUUGUAGGAUCUGGAAGAAUCUACAGCAUCUCAAAGAUCAGCUCUGAUGACAGUGGAGAAUACAAGUGCAAGUCCAGAAACGAAUGUGGAGUGACAUACUCUGAUACUGUGCCUUUAAACGUCAUGUACCCUCCAAAGAAUGUCUUAGUGUCCAUCUCUGGUGAAAUAGUGUCAGGAGAUUCAGUGACUCUGAUCUGCAGCAGUGAUUCAAACCCUCCUGCUCUGAACUUCAGCUGGUUUAAGGAGAAUGAAAGCUCAGCUGUUGGAUCUGGACAGAGUUUCAGUGCACUACAGAGUGGACGCUUCUACUGUCAGGCUCACAAUCAACAUGGAUCUCAGAGAUCAGACGCUGUAACUGUCACAGUUCAUCAUGGUGCUGGUAGGAAUGUGAUUGUGAUCGCAGCGACAUCUGGAGGACUAUUCAUCAUCAUCAUCAUCAUCAUCAUCAUAUUUACAAUUAAGAAGAAAAUAAACAGAAGAUCUGCAAUACAUGAGUGUGAGAACGUUGAUCCCAGUGCAGACACAUAUGCAGCUCUUGACCUCAAGUCCAGAUCAUCUGACCUGUACGACACACUCGCAACUGUCCAUCCCAGACCUGAUGUUCACCAGUCGAGCUCUUCUGAAUAUGAGAAUCUGUCACCACACAGCAGGACACCACGAUAAGAUGAAGCACAAGUUAAACUUUACUCAACUUUUGGGUUUUCGUCGGACACGCCCACAUCACAGCUACCAAUGAAAAUGAAGGACUGUAUGUGUGAACGCCACUGUAGAGUUUUCAUUCCGCAGUGAAGUGAUGUUUCUCGUCAAGUUCAAUAGUAUCAUUCAGCUCUGACAUGAGAGAAUGAAAUUAUGUUUCUCUUACAGGUCCUGACAAUAAUUCAACAUAAAACAGUAACAACAAGACACAAAUAUAUAAACAGGUCAAUUUUUGCAUAUUAUAUAAAGUGUUAAUGUAAAUCUGAUGGAUUAGACAAAAAGACAAUAUACACAGUAUACAAGACAUGUUGUGAGGUUCAUUAGAAAUGUAUGUUUGAAAGCAUUUAAAAUGGCACAGAUACAAUAGCAAUCUAAUACCUGGAUGGUGUAAACAGUCUUACCCACCUUUUUCCUAGUGAGCCUGAUGUGUUUAGAUUCUGCUCCAACUUUAGUUCUGACUGAUGACACUGUGCGCAGUGACACGUGAUGUUCCCUCUCCAUUUCCUGUGAAGUGUAUCGAUGUUCCCUUAUUCCCUAUGCUGGUCGCAGUGCCUUUCGAACUGAACAUGUUCCCUCCCUUUAAAUUGUAAUCUCACUUAAGAUAGCAAAAUACCCUGAAGUUCACUUCACAGUCCACUUAUCUAAAAGAGUUUUCCACUGAGUUUGUGCAAGAAUAUUUUUAUACAUUUUAUCUGUUUAUCAAAGGGUCGAUGAGGCUGAUAUUUCCUCUUAUUCAUUUUAAAUAGAACAUUAAAAAUUACCCGGAUCAUUUUCAACCUUCUGUUUUAAAUCUGUGUUUAAGGCCUUGAUAUACUUCAAAUGAAAUAAAUGAAGGAACUGGUGACGUAAUUUCAAACAAAAUCAGUUCAGAACGCAAUUUGUUUGGAGUUCAAAACUGCUUUUAAAAACGAACUUGCAGUGUCGAGAUAAAUCGGGUCCUCCCUCAAAAUCAGGUCUCUAACAACUAUCAGUUAAUGAUUAUACUAAGAACAAAUGAAUGAUACACUAUAUCACCAAAAGUUUUGGCUCCUCCUCUUCCUCUGUUGAUUUGACUCAUGAUUCCCGAUGUCAGGGGUCUACAGAAGCUCUUAUUGAGAAUUAACAGAGGUUUAGGUGUUGAUGUCUUAUUGAAAAUAUUUUGUUUGAGGUCACCAUCAUGGAGAUCAUUGUUUGCUUUAGUUGAGCUCUUGACCCUUGACUUUUGUUGAAUUGCUUCUUUAUCAGGAUUUGCAGGUGUUUUCAGAAAACAUUUCUGCAUUUAUAAAGCAGAUCAACAUAUCUGUUUUAAUAACAGACAAACAACUGCAUUAAAGUGGUUCAAACAACUGCUA
Megalobrama amblycephala (Wuchang bream) is the source of this 2872-nucleotide messenger RNA. RefSeq names its product B-cell receptor CD22-like. The transcript has 11 exons. The record is from RefSeq and is a predicted model, not a curated record. Bases 66 to 1508 code for a protein of 480 amino acids. NCBI's taxonomy places the organism in Eukaryota, Metazoa, Chordata, Actinopteri, Cypriniformes, Xenocyprididae.